AUAACGCACAUUGCGGUAUCAGCUGUUUCCCCCCAUAGCUUUGUUGAGUCCAUGAAGAUCAGAGUUUUAACCAUUUUACUGCAUUAUUCUGAAGCGAUUGCCCCAAAUGAGCAAAGCAAAUAAGAACAAGAAUCCCAAGAGGGCCAGUCUGAAGAAGCAACCUUGGCACAAGCGCGGAUCAACCUCUGCAAUGGCCUCAAAUAUCUUGUUGCAGCUGGCGGCCGUGGAUCCCCAAAAGGACGCUUUUCCUAAUCACACGAUCGCAGCACAAGAAACCUCCACCUCAAACACGAAAAUGUCCACGCAAGCCGUAAGGCGCAAGGGCUUCAAAAAGGUUCGAGGCCCUAAGCCAAAGAACGCACCGAAAAGACUAAAGCGCAAUGCAAUGCAGAAGAGGGCACUUAAUCGAGAAAUUGUAUCCAAGUUCCUAAGCUCUAUUAAAAAAAAGUAUGCAGUGCAUAAAAAUCGUCACAUCAAGCGCAGGUUGGACUUCCGCAGUAAGGAAUCGCCAGCAAAGAAAAACGACCUGCCCAAGCCGAAGUUCUACAAUCUGAAGAAGAAUGACAGUGAAGACGAAGGAGAAAUCGUCACAGAGUUGGACAGCAGCGAUGAUGACGACUGCGUGUUGCUGGAUACUCCGAACGAAUCCAUUAGCAUUCUAUAUGACGAGGAUGAUGAGCCCAGCACCAGUGACCAGCUACUAAAACAGAUAGUUAUAGAUUGCAAUGGCGAGGCCGCUUUGCGUAUAACGCCGAAAACGGAAAACCCAGUUUUGUACUCCACUAUCGAAAAACAGAAUUCUUCAGAUUCCAUCAUCAACUUAGACGAUACCUUCGAAGCAGUCCCAAGUCUAAUUGUUGACAGCAAUGACUCUGUUAUAUUAAUUGAAGACACUUCCGGAGAAGAUUUCAUCCCGAUCCCAUCGUACUCGCAGCAAUUGCGGGCAGGAAAGAAGCAGAGAAGUGCUAGGCUUGCGAAAACGCCCAAUAGGAAGACUGCGCGAAUUAAUGACAGCUUCUUCACCACUGAAGAAAAGAAGAAGCUCGGAGACUAUAACACCAACACAUUUAAUCCCACCGAGGAAGCAGGAGAGACGAGUAAUAAGCCGAAAACGAAUAAGAGAUUUAUUAUCAUCGAUGGUAGCAAUGUCGCCUUUGCCCAUGGGAACUCAAACAUAUUUUCAUCGGAGGGAAUAAAGUAUUGCUUGCAGUAUUUCGAGAAAAUGGGUCACCAAGCUAAGGCUGUGAUUCCAAUGUUCAGGAAAAACAACUUCAAGUCUUCGAAUCCCGAGCUUCUCGAUAAGCUGCACAAGGAAGGCAAGAUUGUGUUUACGCCGUGCAAAAACAUUCCCGGUCAAAUGACGUCUAGCUACGAUGAUCGUUUCAUUUUGCAGCUGGCAUACGAAAAGAAUGCUGCCGUGGUUUCCAACGACAACUACAGAGACCUGAUUAAUGAAAAUCCUGCAUUUAAAUUGAUUGUUGAGAAUCGAGUCCUUGGUUACUCCUGGUGCGACAACAUAUUCAUUUUACCCAAGGAUCCUUACGGCCGCUGGGGACCUACGCUCGACGAAAUUUUGAGGUGCUAAUGCACUAACCAUAUAUUUGUUUUCAAAUUAUUCUAUAGUUUCGUGUUAUUUCUUAAGUUAGAAGUUUUCGUUUAGUUUGGUUGCGGAUUUGGUUCUUGAUAUUAUUUUCAAUACUCAAGACUUAUUACGCAUCGUUUACUCAUUUUAUUUGCAUAUCAUAGUUUUCGACCAGAAAAGUGUUUUCAUAUGCAUACUACUUUAAAAAUCCUGCAAAGUUACGAAAUUCAUCAUUUACAUAUGCUAAGCUAGGAUAGUUUUCGACUAGAAAACUUUAAUAAUAUGCACAAUACGUUUGUUUAUUUAUUUA
This is a messenger RNA of Drosophila sechellia, 1892 nucleotides long. RefSeq lists its product as uncharacterized. Gene Ontology annotation, molecular function: RNA endonuclease activity; mRNA binding. The record is from RefSeq and is a predicted model, not a curated record. The transcript is spliced from 6 exons. Lineage: Eukaryota; Metazoa; Arthropoda; Insecta; Diptera; Drosophilidae. Bases 107 to 1585 code for a protein of 492 amino acids. Gene Ontology annotation, cellular component: nucleus; cytoplasmic ribonucleoprotein granule.